Molecule: messenger RNA, 3000 nt
Organism: Scomber scombrus (Atlantic mackerel)
Lineage: Eukaryota; Metazoa; Chordata; Actinopteri; Scombriformes; Scombridae
Gene: atxn3
Product: ataxin 3
Exons: 11
Coding region: 24-1082 (352 amino acids)
Biological process (GO): protein deubiquitination
Cellular component (GO): nucleus
Molecular function (GO): cysteine-type deubiquitinase activity
Source: RefSeq, a predicted model, not a curated record
GAGGAGCUGGAGGUCAGAGUUGAAUGUUUGACAGAGAGCUGAAUAUGGAUUCCAUAUUUCAUGAGAAACAAGAGGGCUCCCUCUGCGCCCAGCACUGUCUCAACAACCUGCUGCAGGGUGAGUAUUUCACUCCCGUGGACCUGUCCUCCAUUGCUCAUCAGCUUGAUGAAGAGGAGAGGAUGAGGAUGGCCGAGGGAGGCAUGGGCAGUGAGGAGUACAGGACCUUUUUACAGCAACCGUCUGGGAACAUGGAUGACAGCGGGUUUUUUUCAAUACAAGUUAUUAGCAAUGCUCUGGGAGUGUGGGGCUUGGAGCUUAUCCUCUUCAACAGCCGCGAGUACCAGAGUCUGAUGAUAAAUCCCAUAAAUGAGAAAGCCUUCAUUUGCAAUUACAAGGAACACUGGUUUACUAUACGCAAACUUGGACAGCAGUGGUUUAACCUGAAUUCACUUUUGACUGGACCGGAGUUGAUAUCAGACACCUAUUUAGCCCUUUUCCUUGCCCAGUUACAGCAGGAAGGUUAUUCCAUAUUUGUGAUCCGAGGAAACCUCCCGGAGUGUGAAGCGGAACAGAUUCUUGGGAUCAUGAGAGUGCAGCAGCAGCAGCGACCCAGGCUUAUUGGAGAGGAUGAGGCCCAGACAAGUGCAGGCAGGUCGGCAGCUAUGAACCAGGCAGAGAUGAGCUUUGGUGUGGAGAAUGAAGUUGUGGAUGAUGAUGAAGAGCUGAAGAAAGCUCUGGCACUGAGCAGACAGGACAUAGAUGUAGAAGAUGAAGAGGCUGAUCUUCGCAGGGCCAUACAGCUUAGUAUGCAAGGUGCAGUGAUGAGCAACAAGUCUUCAGAGUCUGAAGUGGGAAAUGUGAAGUCAGGGAGCCAGGCAGCAGGGAGUUCUGCAGGAGGACAAAAAGAAGGCCAGAAUGAGACGCUUACAGCCGAGGAGCUGAGGAAGAGGAGACAAGCUUACUUUGAUCGGCAGCAGCAGCAGGCUCAGCCGAACAUUCCUCAACAACCAAACACAAGAUCAACAACUGACUCAGAGAAUACUGGCUCUGAGGUGGACAAACAACAAAAGCCCAGCCAAUGAAGUUAUGAUUGGUUUGCUUACAUUGUUUACCAGCUGCCUGGAAUGGCAACCCUGUAAAAGGGGUAGCUUUGCUCCUUCCUCUAACCUUUUGCACAUGCGAACAUAAGGACAGUCAGUAGACUGACACAUUUCCCCUGGUUAGUUCGCUGACAGGCUAUAGAGAAGAGAAUGACAACAAAGAAAAGGCAGCAGUUAGUCUAAUCUAACUCAGUGAGGCACUGAGGCUGGGACGAGGUGACCACAGAACUCAUGAUGCAGUUAAUCCAAGUUUGCAAUUUGCCUUUUUACCAUGGCGCCUUCUAUUUCUAUUGUAUACUGUUUUUUAUUCUCGUUUUUUCUCUGGAAGAGAUGGAAAGGAAUCCUCAGCAUAUAAUGGGUGUGCUUACUUGUUUGGAGGUGAAUACAUACAGAGAUUGAUGUUCUGUGGAGGCCAUAGGAGACCAGUUCUUAGAUCACAGAUAAAAGUUCACAAGAUGCCCGAGCCUCCUAGCUUUGUAUUUGACUUGGGUUUGUAGGACAUAAGAUGUGAUCCCAAACCCCACCCCCAUCAGACCUCCAGUGUAGUUUUAAAGUUUUUCCUUGUUGCAAUCUACUGAAAUAUCUUUUAGCCAGCACUAACACAUGGGUAAUUUAAUCAUGACAUCGUCAAUCAUUUUACUUGUGAACUCCUAAGGUAUUUAGACAGCAACAUAUUUUCGAUGUUGUGGCUUUGUUAUUACCUUUAAGUAUAUGAGUAGACAUAAUGACAUUUAAGAUUUCACAUCCUACAAACACAUGUCCAUUUUGGAUGGACCUUGAACAAAAUAAUUCUAUAGAGCUAUUUGCUGCAUCUAAGAGGUUUUAGAAUAACGCAUAAUUUUUCAUAUCUUGUCCAAAAUAAGUGGGGAACACAUGGGGAACAACGUUUGCAGUCUGUAAACUUAAUGAAACUGCAGCUGAUAAAUGAAUACACUUCAAACCAAAAAGAGUCUGACAAAUAGCUUCAUACAUCAUUUCAAUUCAUCAGUAUUUGUCAUAACAUUUUAGGGACUUUAUGAUAAAGAAAUGACUGUUAAAGUUAUGAUUUCGGUUUUGACACCGCCGCUUUACAAAGUACAAUCAAUUGUUUCCUCAAUUUUUUUGCAGCCACUGAAAUACUCAUGAAAUUGCACUGAUUUGAAUUAUCACGUAUUCCAGUAAUACAAAGCAAUUUUGUGCACAUUAGUUGUGCAAAGAUACAUUUGUUUGCACUGAGGUUGCUGUGGGUAAAAACUUUGGCUGAUUGAUCACAGAAAAAUAGCGAGAAUUAAAGGGUGACUGUUAUUUAACCUAGUAAUUUGAAAUCCAAAGAGAGAAAUUGGACAACAAAAACGUCACUGUGCAUACAAGUACAUUGUAUUUUUUUUUCCGCAUUUGAUCCUUGAAUCCCACAGCUGGUUUAAAAUAUCUCUCAUUUUUCUUCCACAAACUUCAUUGUGCAAGCUGCAAUUUGUUUAAAACAGAGAGUGUUAAUGAAGAGACCACGUUACAGCAUUAAAACAUUUAAGUUUGUUUACAGUGUUUUCAUGGAACCAAUUAUUAGUUCAUAAACCGUUUAGCGUAGAUAUAUCUUUAAAACAAUUCCUCCACAAUCGUAUUGGACGUUAUGUAAAGUUUGACUUCUUGUGCUGGUUGAUUCCAGGAAGAUCCUACAAUUUCAUUAUUGUUUUCAUUUCCUUUGGAUCUGUUAGGCUUUUUUUUCUAUUUAAAAUGCAAUUAUGAAAGAAUAUAAAAUGUUGGUAGUUGGGUUUUCGUGAUUGCAUUAUUUUCACUCACUACAUUCUUACAAUAAGUACUAAUUCAUCUUUUUUUUUGUUAUAUUUCACGUUUCCACAGCACAUUCUUUCUUUUAAUGUAUUAGGUAAUGUUCCGGGAUUAAAGCAACAUUCACUCCUCCAAA